CUCUUCUCUCCUCCCCCCUACCCUUUUCCUGCGAUAUUCUCCCUAGAUCAGGUAGCUGCAUCAGUCAGCUAGAGGAUUCCACUAUGUCUAACGCUGAGGACCUUUUGAGGGAUUUCGAAGAAGAUGAAGAUUUCGAAGGUGUGGAUGGCCUCGAGGAGGAACAAGAGCAGGAAGAUGAGGAGCAGAACGGUGACGAGGAACAGCUCGCUAACCCGGAGGUCUCAAACGAGUUCGAAGUCGCCCUAUCGACCGCGGAUGAACUCACACGUCUACACAAAAACCUCCGCGAUUACUACUCAAUCCGAUUUCCGGAACUAGAGAUUCUCGUGUCGAAUUCUAUUGACUACGCGAAGACGGUGGCUAUUCUCAAAAAUGGACCGCUCAACGAUAUCAAAGCGCUCUCGAACUCUGCAGAUAAUCUGGUCGGUGUGCCGUUGAAAUCUAUCUUGGAUGGCCCAUCGCUGAUGGCUGUUGCAAUGGAAGGCACAACAACGCGAGGCCGGGAGAUGACGGAGGCGGAGCUCAAGACCGUGCUAGAUACUUGUGAAAGGAUUCUGAAGUUGGAUCGGGAGCGCACCGCCCUUACUCAAAGUAUCCAGUCGCGCAUGAGCCAGAUUGCGCCUAACCUGGCGGCGCUGAUCGGACCAGAAACAGCCGCUCAGUUCUUGAACCAGACCGGUGGCCUGCGGGAGCUUGCAAAGAUCCCCGCGUGUAACUUGGCUGCGCAGGGUUCGAAGAGAAAGGAAGGUCUCGGCUUUGCUACGAACAUUGGUAUUAGAUCCCAGGGGUUUCUCUAUAACUCCUCGCUCAUACAGGAUAUUCCGAACGAUCUGAAACGGCAAGCGAUCCGGAUCGUUUCCGCUAAAAUGGUGCUUGCGACUCGAGCGGAUGUUUCAAACUAUAGCCCCGAUGGAUCCUUGGGCGAAGAACUAAAGCAGCAGUGUUACACCCGUUUAGAUAAACUUACUGAGCCUGCCCCCAAUGCCAAUACCAAGGCUCUCCCCGCCCCAGAUGACAAGCCGUCCAGAAAGAGAGGUGGUCGGAGGGCACGAAAGGCCAAGGAGGCGGUUGCGAUGACGGAGCUUCGCAAGGCACAGAAUCGUGUGGCGUUUGGCAAGGAAGAAGCCGAGGUUGGCUAUGGGACUGGUGAAGGGACUGUCGGGCUGGGCAUGAUCGGCCAACAGAAUGACGGGCGCAUUCGCGCCACCCAAAUCGAUCAAAGAACCAGGGCGAAGCUCAGCAAAUCCAAUAAGGGCUGGGGCGCCGCAACCCCAGUCAGCGGCACUGCUUCAUCCUUGCGCGGAUUUGGCCAAGGCACAAGCGGCACAGCAAGUGUGCUACAGGCAAAGGGUCUUCGAACUUCUGGUGUUGGAACUUCCUUCGGCGGCGCAGCUGGUACUGCAAGUACUAUCGCCUUCACUCCUGUGCAAGGUCUCGAACUCGUUGACCCUAAGGUGCAGGCCGAGCUAAGCCGCAAGCGCAAGGCAGAGGAAGACCGAUGGUUCAAGUCAGGCACAUUCACGCAAGUCGGGGGGCAGAGUUCGUCAAAUGCCUCGGAAGUGAACGGAGGAUUCAAAGUUCCCGCGCUGCCCAACAAGAAAGUUGACAUUGGUUCAGGCAAGAUGGGGCCUCCUCCUCCACCUACGCGGUAGUUAUUUUUCUCUCUUCUUCUUCUUCUUUUUCUUGUUCUGGUUCAAAUCCGGUUAUUGUGGGCAUUAAAACGGCGUUUUAAGAUAAGAUGAUCCUGGACCAGCAUGAUACCAUAAAAUAAUGUAUGAUACUCUUUUUUUUUUUUUUUAACUCUUAAGUUGGGCAAUCAACCAAUCCUUAGAUUUCAAUAAUUGCAAUCCAAGGUUCGGC
Molecule: messenger RNA, 1860 nt
Organism: Aspergillus ochraceoroseus IBT 24754
Lineage: Eukaryota; Fungi; Ascomycota; Eurotiomycetes; Eurotiales; Aspergillaceae
Product: U4/U6-U5 snRNP complex subunit PRP31
Exons: 1
Coding region: 84-1652 (522 amino acids)
Biological process (GO): mRNA splicing, via spliceosome; spliceosomal tri-snRNP complex assembly
Cellular component (GO): U4/U6 x U5 tri-snRNP complex; precatalytic spliceosome; U4 snRNP
Source: RefSeq, a predicted model, not a curated record